Messenger RNA from Aplysia californica (California sea hare), 1074 nucleotides. Its product is annotated as thyrotropin-releasing hormone receptor. NCBI's taxonomy places the organism in Eukaryota, Metazoa, Mollusca, Gastropoda, Aplysiida, Aplysiidae. Gene Ontology annotation, cellular component: membrane. Gene Ontology annotation, molecular function: G protein-coupled receptor activity. The record is from RefSeq and is a predicted model, not a curated record. The coding region runs from base 1 to 1074 and encodes 357 amino acids. The transcript has 3 exons. Gene Ontology annotation, biological process: G protein-coupled receptor signaling pathway.
AUGACGCCAUUUACUGGUGGAAGGAACCUCAUGACUUUCUCUCUGGAUGACAGCGGAGCCGGGCUAAGGACGACACAAAGGACCACACAGUUUGUCCCAGUCGCCAGUGACGAGGUGACGAACAUGUUCAAGCUGGUCAACUUCGUCAUUCUGUGUGGUCUGCUCAGUCCCUUCGGCCUCAUCUCCAACGUCAUCAACAUCGUGGUCUUUGUGAAGCUAGGGUUCCACGACAGCAUGAACAUUAGUCUCAUGGGCCUGGCCGUGUCUGACCUGGUGUCCCUGGUGUCCAUGGUGUACAUCAGCCUCUCCUACAACCCGCUCUUCGUCAACGCCGGCCUGCCUUUUGACCCCCUGGGCGUCCAGUACAUGGUGGGGGGCGGGAUCCAUGUCUGUUUUGCCAGAAUCACAAGCCUGAUCACCGCUUUCAUCACGUUCGAGAGAUGCCUGUGUAUUGCCAUGCCUCUCAAGGUCAAGCUGAUCAUCACCCCCACAAGAACCAAGCUCAUCAUCUUCUCUAUCUUCGCUGUCAUGUUCGUCGUCUUCUCACCUUUCUACUUCGUCAACAAACUCACCUGGGAGCUCGACGCGGACCGGAAUGCUACAAUCCUCACACACACGUUUACAGACGAUAGAAUAAUUGUGGAAACGAUCACGUUUUUGAUCCACGGUGUCAUUUUCUCCGUGUUUUGUUUUGUGCUCAUCAUUUGUUGUACCGUAAUUCUCGUGGUCAAACUCAACAGUAAAACAAAAUGGCGGGAAGCCACUGCUGCCAAGGGCGUUAAUGCACCGGAAGGAGUAGGGGUCAAAGACAAAAGGGUCGUAAAAAUGGUGACCUUCAUCUCGUCCAUCUUCAUCGUCUGCUUUUUCCCCGCAACAGUGAUACUUUUGGCUUUAGCUCUAGUGCCUGACCUGGGUUAUGGUGCGAAAUAUGAAAAUAUGUGGUUUGUCUUAUGGUCUAUUUCCUGUUUAACGGAAACUGUCAAUUCCAGCGUGAACAUUUUAGUGUAUCUGAAAAUGAGUUCAAAAUUUAGAGCUGUGUUUAUGAAAACUUUCCUGAACAGGGAAGAAAAAUAA